CCCAUUUCCAUUUCCAACUCCAUCUCUAUCUCCAUCUUCAACCCUCGACGACCAUCAGACCUCAAUCACCCACGCACUAGCCUUGUCUUUCGCCUCCUCCGCAUCCUCGACCACCGAACUCGUCGCUAUCGUCGCUUCACUACACAGUAGCUUCUUCCGCUGCUCUCACUCUUGGUCAACAUGUCGAGUAAUCGUAACUAUGAUUUCCUGAUUAAGCUGCUCCUGAUAGGCGACUCCGGCGUCGGCAAGUCGUGCUGUCUGCUGCGAUUCAGCGAAGACUCCUUCACCCCUUCAUUUAUCACCACUAUCGGUAUCGACUUCAAGAUCAGAACUAUUGAGCUCGAUGGAAAGCGCGUCAAGCUGCAGAUCUGGGAUACCGCCGGUCAGGAGCGUUUCCGCACCAUCACCACCGCCUAUUACCGUGGUGCCAUGGGAAUCCUCCUUGUCUACGACGUCACCGACGAGCGCUCAUUCAACAACAUCCGAACUUGGUUCCAAAACGUCGAGCAACAUGCUACCGAGGGUGUCAACAAGAUUCUAAUUGGCAACAAGUGCGACUGGGAGGAGAAGCGAGUUGUUUCCACCGAGCAAGGCCAAGCCCUCGCCGACGAGCUGGGCAUUCCCUUCCUCGAGGUCUCCGCCAAGAGCAACAUCAAUAUCGACAAGGCCUUCUACAGCCUAGCCGCAGACAUCAAGAAGCGACUUAUCGACAACUCCAAGAACGACCAACCCUCAGCGAGCGGUGUCAACGUCGGCGAUAAGAGCGAAGGCGGCGGCAGCAAGUGCUGCUAAACCGAAUACCCUAAGGAGUUCGUUUAUCUGUCAUUUUCCGUUUGCCGUCGUUUUUAUUUUAUAUUUUUUCAAGCUUAUUACUUUGUAAACUCGAGGGAGGUGAACACGCUGUGUACGGGUCAGCGUGAGAUGAGAGAGUUGGAGAGUU
Messenger RNA from Fusarium oxysporum Fo47, 940 nucleotides. Its product is annotated as Rab family GTPase SEC4. The transcript has 3 exons. Gene Ontology annotation, cellular component: endosome; plasma membrane. NCBI's taxonomy places the organism in Eukaryota, Fungi, Ascomycota, Sordariomycetes, Hypocreales, Nectriaceae. Bases 181 to 792 code for a protein of 203 amino acids. The record is from RefSeq and is a predicted model, not a curated record. Gene Ontology annotation, molecular function: GTP binding; GTPase activity. Gene Ontology annotation, biological process: protein localization to plasma membrane; protein secretion; regulation of exocytosis.